Molecule: messenger RNA, 618 nt
Organism: Chlorella variabilis
Lineage: Eukaryota; Viridiplantae; Chlorophyta; Trebouxiophyceae; Chlorellales; Chlorellaceae
Exons: 4
Coding region: 1-618 (205 amino acids)
Source: RefSeq, a predicted model, not a curated record
AUGGGUGCAUCGCUGAGCAGUGAGGGGGAGCCUGGCGGCGUCAUCACUGUGCAGCAAACUGGAGCAAUUGGUCCUCAGCAAGACGACGAAGCCUACUUGCGGCAGCUGGCCGAGCUGCAGCACUCGCUUCCCAUCCUGCCCGACAGUGUGGCAGAGCCCAGCAGUAUAUGGGCCAAGACUCUUGGGGGCUCGUCCGCUGCAGGCGCCAGCACCAAGCCGCUGCAGCAGCUGGUGGCCGAUUACCAGCGUUUCACCCGCUGGCAUUGCAGAAGGAUUGUGGAGCAGCAGGAGAAGCUGAAUGCGGGGAUACCCAAGUUGGAGCAGCAGGCAGAGUGGGUGCAGCAGCGGGCGGCGGAAUCGUGCCGAAAAAUGCUGGCGGCGCAGGCCAACCUGGCGGGGGUGGCUGAUGUGCAGCGUGAGCUGGAGGAGCUGACGUCCCGCCUGCAGCGGGUGCAGCAGUCGAUGGCAGAGGUGGAGCGGCUGGUGGCGGCGCAGAAGCAGCAGAAGCAGCGGCAGUGGGGAGAGCAGCGGCACGAGCAGCAGGAGCAGCAGCAAGCGAAGCAGCAGCAGCAAGUGGUGGAUCAGCAGCCCACCACGCAGCACAUCUCUGCUUGCUGA